GCUUUGAGUGACUGACGACCACCUCAGUAUCGUUGUAUACGCCUCAACGUCACCUGUAUUCCUUGCAUUCGCCGCUCGUACAGUUUUUUCUGCGCCGGCGAACGAUUCGAAAGGACAACUGUAGGAUUCUGGACCAUGAGCACAGACUACGACGCGCAGGGGUAUGACCCCUACGGUGCAGUUGGCGACACGAAAUACGCCGAUGGGUCAAAUUAUCAGCCAUACGCAGAUGUGAGAAUGGGGGUCGACAGUGCAGAUGGGUUGCAGACAGAGGAGGGCUACGAGGGAAUACCAGAAGGGCCGCUCAGUCAAGAGGACUGUUGGCAGAUCAUCACGUCCUUCUUUGAGGAAAAGGGUCUCGUGCGGCAACAGCUUGAUUCAUUUGAUGAAUUUGUCCAGAACUCGAUGCAAGAGGUCGUCGAUGAGAGUGGCGAGUUGAUCCUAGACCAAGCCAACCAGCACUCCGGACGAGAGCUGGAUGAGACGAAACGCUAUGAGCUGUCGUUCGGCCAAAUCUACCUGUCACGUCCAAGCACAAUGGAGCCGGACGGUUCGAAUUUACCGAUAUUUCCGCAGGAGGCCCGCCUGCGCAAUCUCACAUACUCCGCUCCCCUGUACAUCGAUGUGAAAAAACGUGUCUUAAGUGGUCGUGAAAAUCCGGAAGAUGUGAACGGCGAGAUGAUUUGGGAAUCCCAGAAUACAGACGCGGACAAGGAAAUACACAAGAUUUGGGUGGGCAAGGUACCCGUGAUGCUACGAUCUACUUUCUGCAUUCUUUCUGGGCUGAGUGAUGGUGAUCUAUACGAUCUUAAUGAAUGCCCUUACGACCAGGGUGGCUACUUCAUCAUAAACGGUUCCGAAAAGGUCUUGAUUGCGCAAGAGCGUAUGGCGGCGAACCAUGUCUAUGUUUUCGCAAAAGCACAACCGUCGCCCAUCUCCCAUCUGGCAGAAAUCCGAAGCCAGGUUGAGAAGGGUGGCAAGCAGAUUAGCUUGCUGCAAAUCAAAAUGACACACCGGAAUCUAGAGAAAAGCACUGGAUCGCUCAUGCGCGCCCAACUGCCCUAUAUCCGGAAUGACAUCCCCGUUGUUGUUGUCUUCCGCGCGCUCGGUAUCGUCCCAGAUCGUGAUGUGCUAGAGCACAUUUGCUAUGAUCCCGAAGAUCACGCGAUGCUUGAGAUGCUGAAACCUUGCAUUGAAGAAGCAUUCGUCAUUCAGGAUCGCGAGGUCGCACUGGAUUACAUCGGUCGUCGUGGUACCACCACCGGCCUGUCUCGGGACAAACGUCUCCGCUAUGCUCAGGAGAUUCUCCAAAAGGAGAUGCUACCGCACAUCUCAACGCAGGAGGGCGCCGAGUCGAAAAAAGCGUAUUUCUUUGGAUACAUGGUCCACCGUCUCGUUCUUGCAGCGCUUGAUCGUCGUGAGCUCGAUGAUCGUGACCAUUUCGGCAAGAAACGUCUUGACCUCGCCGGCCCGUUGCUUGCAACCUUGUUCAGGAUGCUGUUCCGGAGAUUGACGAAAGAUGUAUACAGAUACAUGCAGAAAUGUGUCGAGACUCACCGUGAAUUCAAUAUCAACGCCGCCGUGAAACCAGCGACUAUCACCAACGGCCUGAAGUAUUCCCUGGCCACCGGUAACUGGGGCGACCAGAAGAAGUUCAUGCAGGCAAAGGCUGGUGUGUCGCAAGUGCUUAACCGUUAUACCUUCGCGUCCACUCUCUCCCAUCUGCGGAGAACGAAUACUCCUAUCGGUCGUGAUGGCAAGAUUGCUCGUCCACGACAGCUGCACAACACCCAUUGGGGCAUGGUAUGUCCCGCCGAAACACCCGAAGGCCAAGCAUGCGGCCUGGUUAAAAAUCUUGCUCUCAUGGCUUGUAUCUCCGUUGGCUCGCUUUCUCAACCCGUGGUCGAGUUCCUGGAGGAAUGGGGCCUCGAGCCCCUCGGCGAUCAAACAAAUGAGACAAUAACAGCAACCAAAGUGUUCGUCAAUGGUGUAUGGAUGGGCAUUCAUCGCAAUCCCCAACAUCUCGUUGAAACUGUGCGGACUUUACGGCGCAGCGACGGUAUCAGUUCCGAAAUAUCUGUCGUGCGCGACAUCCGCGAACGAGAACUUCGGCUUUACACUGACGCUGGCCGUGUGUGCCGACCACUCUUCAUCGUUAACGAAGGGACGCAAGACUUGGUUAUAGGGAAGAAAGAAAUCAAUUGCCUACAGAACCGAGUGGAUGAUGAAGGUCAACCGUACGGGUGGUCACAACUGGUCUCCAGUGGCAUGGUCGAAUUGCUCGAUGCGGAGGAAGAAGAAACAGUCAUGAUAGCAAUGACACCUGAGGAUCUCGAGGCCAGCAAGACUAAACGUGGUACUGGUUAUAUCAGCAAUGAGCCGCAAAAUGCGGCUGUGCGCAUUAAAUCCAUAGUACACCACGAGCAUUGGACGCACUGCGAGAUCCACCCUAGUAUGAUUCUUGGUAUUUGCGCUUCUAUCAUUCCCUUCCCAGAUCACAAUCAGUCACCUCGAAACACAUAUCAAUCUGCCAUGGGUAAGCAAGCGAUGGGCAUAUACUUGACUAACUUCCAAGUGCGGAUGGAUACGAUGGCGAACAUUCUUUAUUAUCCACAGAAACCGCUAGCGACAACGCGUUCGAUGGAGUACCUCAAAUUCCGAGAGCUUCCAGCUGGCCAAAAUGCCAUCGUAGCCAUUCUCUGCUAUUCUGGAUACAAUCAAGAAGAUUCCGUUAUUAUGAACCAGUCCUCCAUUGAUCGAGGUCUCUUCCGGAGUAUAUAUUAUCGCUCAUACACAGACAUGGAGAAAUCUACCGGUGUUGUGCCGAUCGAAGAGUUCGAGAAGCCGCAUCGCGAUACUACAGUCAGGAUGAAACACGGUACGUACGAGAAGCUGGAAGCUGAUGGCCUAGUCGCACCUGGCAUUGGUAUCAAUGGCGAGGACAUUAUUAUUGGGAAGACAGCACCACUCCCUCCGGAUUCGGAAGAGCUUGGUCAGAGAACGCGAACGCACACACGCCGUGAUGUUUCGACACCUCUCAAGAGUACUGAAAACGGCAUUGUCGAUCAAGUACUCCUCAGCACGAACGAAAACGGUGUCAAAUUCGUUAAAGUCCGCAUUCGCUCUACGCGUAUACCUCAGAUUGGCGAUAAGUUUGCAUCUCGUCACGGUCAAAAGGGUACGAUCGGCAUGACUUAUCGACAGGAGGACAUGCCAUUUGCAGCGAACGGUAUUACCCCCGACAUUGUCAUCAAUCCACAUGCUAUUCCUUCACGCAUGACAAUUGGCCACUUGGUCGAAUGUUUGCUGAGCAAGCUUGCUACCUUGAUCGGGAACGAAGGUGAUGCAACCCCGUUCACAGAUCUAACAGUCGAAUCAGUCUCAUCCCUCCUGCGCAACAAAGGAUAUCAGCAACGUGGACUCGAAGUCAUGUAUCACGGCCAUACUGGUCGCAAACUGCAAGCUCAGGUCUACUUGGGCCCAACCUACUACCAGCGAUUAAAGCACAUGGUCGACGAUAAGAUUCACGCUCGUGCCCGUGGACCAGUUCAGAUCAUGACGAGACAACCAGUCGAAGGUCGUAGCAGGGAUGGCGGUCUUCGUUUCGGGGAGAUGGAGCGCGAUUGCAUGAUCUCGCACGGUGUUGCAUCCUUUUUGAAGGAAAGGAUGUUCGAUCAGAGUGACGCUGCACGUUUGCAUGUCUGUGAUAUUUGUGGGUUAGCGUCCAUUGCAAACCUGAAGAAGCAGACGUUCGAAUGUCGGGCAUGCAAGAACAAAACGCGCUCUACUCAAUUCUAUAUUCCGUACGCGGCGAAGCUUCUUCUACAAGAACUUCAGGCGAUGAACAUCGCACCACGCAUGUAUGCGACCUCCACUGGAAGGACACGCCAGUCAGCGAUGAAUGGCAUAUAGAAUAGUUAAUUAUGUAUGCUGUAUGUGAUAGUUACGUUUUACGUGCAUGAUCACACUGGG
Dacryopinax primogenitus is the source of this 3972-nucleotide messenger RNA. Its product is annotated as DNA-dependent RNA polymerase II second largest subunit. Gene Ontology annotation, cellular component: RNA polymerase II, core complex. Bases 136 to 3912 code for a protein of 1258 amino acids. The transcript has 10 exons. The record is from RefSeq and is a predicted model, not a curated record. Gene Ontology annotation, molecular function: ribonucleoside binding; DNA binding; DNA-directed RNA polymerase activity. Gene Ontology annotation, biological process: DNA-templated transcription. NCBI's taxonomy places the organism in Eukaryota, Fungi, Basidiomycota, Dacrymycetes, Dacrymycetales, Dacrymycetaceae.